ACUGGAUUCGCCCGGAUUCACACUGGCGAACGCCUCCGCCCGAGGGCAAAAUCCGGACGAGAUCCCGGAUUCGCCCGGAUUCACACUCGCGAACGCCUCCCGAAGUCAACAAAGAUGGCAGACACAGCAACGCCCCUGCGCCCCGCCAGAGCCACCAAACAGUCUGGCAAGGACUCUGCGAGUGGGCUGUUGAUGUCCGUUAUUCGGACAUUAUCAGCAAGUGAAAACAAUGAGCAGAGGGAUCGUGAGAAGGCUCGUCUGGAGAAAGAGUAUCGUAAGAGUGACCAGCGAUUAGACCAGCUCAUAACAAGGCAUGAUCAGUCACUAAAGGAUGUUAUGCAGAUAUUUGGAGAUGUCUCAGGUCGGCUGGCUGACUCCAGAAAACGCAUUCGGACCAUUAAGGAAAACUUGGCAGCGUGUAAGCGUUUACUUCACUGUAAGCGUGAUGAGCUGAAGGAGCGAUGGUUAGAAGGCGUCGAGCACAAACAUGUGAUGCUUCUUUUGGAGCAAAUAGAUGAAGUUCGAGAUGUUGGUGAGCGAGUAGGUGGUUACAUCAACAAAAAGCAUUACCUUCAUGCAACACAGCUUUUGGUUACAUCCCUAAACCGUCUCAGGACAGACCUGAAAAUGGUGGAGGCAUUGAAGGAAGUAAAUUCAGAUUUGCAUGCCAGGAAGGAGAAACUACAUGACACCCUCAUAGAAGAGCUUCAUAGACACCUGUACCAGCGAUGGACUAAAGAAGUUUUGUCCUUAAGAAGGCAGGGGUCGGGACGAGAUUCGUCACAUACUCUCACUCGUGCUGGGUCUGACAGGGCAAGUCUGGGCACAGGAAAGGCUGAUAAAGCACGUAAAAAUCUAUUUGAGAUGAUGGCUCCAACUAAUAAAGUGAAAGGUUUAGGUGAGGGUGAGACUAUACAGGAGGAUGUUAGUGGAUCUGAUCCUGAGGCAAAUGCACAGCAUUUCAUGGCCAUCCUUGUUGAGUGCCUUGCUCUCUUAGGGAAGCUCCCAGAGGCAGUUGAGACAAUCAAACGUCGUAUGCAGAAGGAACUAGGUGUCAUAAUCCAGCGCACCACGCAACAAAUUGUGGAGUACCACCCUCCAGCGCCCCCUGAUGACCCUCCCAUAUCAGGUCAUGCUUACCUUAAAGCAGAUUCCCGUGAUGCGAAACUCUUGCAGGAACUCUUACAGGUGGUUUUUGAACAGUUUCGACUUGUGGUUGCAGCUCACCAAUCUGUUCUUGGCAGCAUGCGUUCUUCAGCUGACAAACAUGGCAUAGAAGUUCACCUUUAUAGCAUGCCUGAUGUUUGGUCAAAGGUUCAAGCUGCGAUGCAAGUUUUGCUAAGUGAAUACCUUGAUCUGAGUCAGCUUGGUAAUAGCCAGCAGCAAGCCCCUGCUGCGUUUACUGAAGCUGCAACAGAUAUAUCAUCAUUUUUCACAAAGAAACGCACUCCAAGAUCCAAGAAUUAUUCUCUCUUCAAGUUCGAGGCUUCAUACCAUGCCAUGACUAUGAACUCCUACCUCAUGGAACAAGCUGCAGAGCAAGGUGGCAUUGAUGGAAUAGAUGCAGCAGAUGGCAAUACAGCAAGUGCAGGAAACAGCAAAUCAAAAUCAGUAAAUGAGAAGACAUUGGUUUGCUCACCAUCACCCCACAACAUCACGGCUGUGUUCAACCCUCUCCUGUCUUUUAUCAGGGAGAUAGAAGAUGCCCUUGGAUGUUCACCAGGAACCCACUGUACACUCUAUGUUUUCAUCACUGACUACAUCAAAGAUGCCUUCCUAGCCCAGUUGCAUGUAGAGACAGCAGGCAGGCUGGAACAGGCCACCAAAGCUCUUGACCAGUGGCGCACAUGUAAAGAUCCACAGGUCCUCAAGGCACUGAAAAUUAGUCGACCACUCUUACAGAGUAGUAUCAGUGUGUGGCAAAGUAUUGAAGAACUGAGGUGGUUGCUUGGAGCUCUUCCACUCUAUGCUGACCACUUUGUGUCUAUGAUGUGCAACACCCUCAUGAACUACCGGGAAACAUGUCAGGCAGCUUACCGGGGGAUCACCCAACCUGACUCUGAGGACAAGAGAAUAAUUUCAGCAACCUGGGCUAAAGAUGAGGAUAUUAGCAGAUUCUUAAGAGACCUACCUAACUGGAGAGCUCUGCAAGCAGGUGUAACAUCUGAGUGUGCAAUUGAAGGAGAAGAAAACCCAGAAGAGGUGGGUGAGCGAAACCGUAAGGAAGCAGAGAUCUUGACAGGUAAUCUUGGAGACCAGUUGAUACCACAACAUGAGAUCUUGGCUGACCCUGCCCAGCUCCGGACUCUGGCACACUUACAAGAAAGUUUGGAAUGGUUUGGCACAUGUAUAGUUAAGUUUGCAACUUCAUUACCUGUAAAAUCAUCAUCCUCUGGCAUCUUGGUGUCAGGUGAAGUGCCUCCUGUGUCUGAUGCCUCUGUGCAGACACUCACCUCCCUUGCCAAGGACUUUGAGGAGUUGGCACAUACUUGUUUAUUGGUGCUACAUCUAGAGGUACGGCUGCACUGUUUCUUCUACCUGCUGCCAGUUGCUCGUGGAGGUGGUUUUGCAACAGGCCUAGACUCUCAAGAACCUGAUGGUGAAGUACUAAAAUUAAUCAAGGAUCUUGCUACUAUUGAUGAAGCUCUCACAAAUACAUUGCAUCCUCGAAAGUGCAAGUAUAUCUUUGAGGGCUUGGGUCCACUGAUAGCAAACAUCUUGAUGACAUCAGUGAUUCAUAUACGUCGCAUAAAUGAGAAUGGAAUAAAGAAGAUGUGUAGGAACAUCUUCAGCAUUCAGCAGCAGUUGACCAACAUUACCAUGACUAGAGAACUUGCUCUCGACCAAGCACGUCAGUACUACGAGAUGCUCUACCACACUCCAGAGGAGAUUCUGAAUGCCAUCAUGAACCGUGGAAAGCAGUUCUCUGAGCUAGAAUACAUCAAUGCCUUACAACUCCUUCAUCGAUCCUCUCCUGGAACGUCCCAAGAAGUCCUUCAUUCUCACCUUCAGCGACUCUCUGAAAUUUUGGGGGACAUUGGUGUCACAGUCUAGAAUCUUUUGAAAGUGAAAAAUAAUUCUUAUAUCAUGGAUAUAUAUUAUUAUAUGUGUGUAUAUAUACAUAAUGUAUUUAUAUACAUGGCAUUGUUAGAAUGAAAUCAGAUAUUGAGCUUUAUUGGUUUUAUAUUUAUUGUUAAUAAAGUAAUGAAAAAACAUUACUUAAAUUGUUGCUGUAGAUGGCAUGGAUAAGGUAAAAUAAAACACACUGUGAUACUUGUCA
Penaeus chinensis is the source of this 3280-nucleotide messenger RNA. RefSeq names its product exocyst complex component 4-like (gene Sec8). The record is from RefSeq and is a predicted model, not a curated record. Gene Ontology annotation, cellular component: exocyst; growth cone membrane; synapse. Gene Ontology annotation, biological process: Golgi to plasma membrane transport; chemical synaptic transmission; exocytosis. The transcript is spliced from 19 exons. NCBI's taxonomy places the organism in Eukaryota, Metazoa, Arthropoda, Malacostraca, Decapoda, Penaeidae. Bases 115 to 3054 code for a protein of 979 amino acids.